AUGAAUGGGGAGCUAUUAGAAAAAUUCUUAUUUAAUGUCGCGGAAACCGGAACAGCGGUGCCGAACAAUUUGGCCGAUAAACGAGAGGAAAAUGAAAUCAAGAAGAAGUUUCUGAAUAAAGUGAGUUUUUAAAGCAAAGUUUCAAAGUUUCCAAACUGAGUUCAGGAUGCUCCAAACUCUCUAUUCGCAGCCAAUUACAUAGCUUCUAAUUACACAGACGUCGACCUCAUCCAGUCGAUAAUUGGCCAAAUUCUCUCGAUUUAUUAUAAAGCUGGUGAGAUUUCCCAUUUUUGAAUUUUCUAUACAAAAACAAAAUAUUCUAAGGAGUUUUGCAAUUGUACGCUCUUCAAUUCGUUCCCGGAUUCGUGUCCCUGUACUUGCUGGCAGUGUCAAAAAAGCAACACAAAAGCAUUUCGCUUUUUGAGACGUUUCUGACCGCAAUUUACAAUGAAGAAAUUGUCAAAGAUCCGGAGACGAACGAGAAAAAGGUGAGCCUGGAAGCCAAAAAAAGAAGAAACGCGGAAAACGGACAUUUCUUCAGAUGGAAGACAUCCGAAUCCCUUCAAUUCGCCACCACAGUGUCUACCAUGACCCAGCAAAAAUACAAGUCCAGACCGAUGUCCCUUUUGUACGAACCGCAACCAUCACACCGGUUUUGGUGAGAAAUUUCAACUUUUCUUCUUUCAACCAAGUUUUUCUUGUAGAAUACCCUCCGAUUCGGUCCAUUUCCAUCGAUUUCAAAAAUGAACGGCGAGAACAAGUUCAUGGUGCUCAACAGAAUUCUCUUCUCAGUCAACGAAUCCCUGUUCGAGGUGUCAUCCGAAGUGGCCGCUCGUUAUGUUUGCCUCGGAACUCUCUCCGUUUGCCGAUCUGGAUUCUCAUUCCCAGAGACUGGGUUCCGGAAAAAAGUGCUCGAAAGCGAGUCGCAAGAAGUGAUCGAAGACUUCUCGAAAAAACCACGUCAGCAAGUAACGGCCGAGUUUCUGAAUCAUUUGCUACGCGGCUGCUAUCUGGCCCUCUUCAACGGAGCAGCCGACUUGGCCCUGAGAGCCAUUGAUUCGAGAAAGGAGCGUUCACAAUGA
Caenorhabditis sp. 36 PRJEB53466 is the source of this 1082-nucleotide messenger RNA. NCBI's taxonomy places the organism in Eukaryota, Metazoa, Nematoda, Chromadorea, Rhabditida, Rhabditidae. The record is from the annotation of a GenBank genome assembly.